AUGUCCAAAAAUGCCAAUAAUGACAAAAUGACUCGAGAAGACGAAGAGAAGAAUAUGUAUGAUCCGAAGUCUAAAUAUUUUUGCAGAACGUGUGUUGACUUAUCAACAUACAAAAAAUUAAAACCCAGUUCUCAAAAGCAAUCCCCGUAUUUCCUUGAUAAAAAGGAAUGUCCACUGGAUAAGACCAGCCUCGGUCGUGCAACUUGGGCACUCUUGCAUACUAUAGCCGCAUAUUAUCCAUCAAAGCCCACCAUUGAUGAGAUGCAAUCUAUGGAGAGGUUCUUCUACGAUUUCGCCAAGUUUUUCCCUUGUAAAUAUUGCGCUGACGAUUUUAAAAGAAAUAUGGAAAAAUUCCCUCCAAAGGUUCACAGUCGUGAAGCCCUUAGUGGUUGGCUUUGUCUGCAACAUAAUCUUGUCAAUCAGAAAAUUAAAAAACCACUUUUCGACUGUUCGAAGGUCUUGGAGCGCUGGCGCUUUGGUUGGAAAGAUAGGACUUGCGAUUUAGAAAUGCCUUUCUUACACAAGAUUAGUUAUAAGGUAAAAACGGAAACAAUCCUGGAUUUUUGGAAUGGUUUGGAAGAUCACUUGCCUAGAUCAGGCCAAGUCAAAGGACCCAUGGAAAGGCUAAUGCAGUAUAUGCGUGAAGGCAGAGAGGUUCUUGUGGUGACUCGUGGAAUGCGUGAGAUACGAGCUCUUCUCACUGGAAAACUCGGUGGCUUUGACCGGUUUUGGAAUCUGGUUUUGUUUGAUGUAAAUGAGUAUGCGCCUUCAGAUAUUCCCAGUCUUAAAAGUAACAAGGGUCCUGGACGCAAUCGUCGAAAGCGACUAAGGCGGCUUAGAAAAACUGGAAUGGCUGGAGCUGUAGAAGGGACGAGUGGGUUUGCGGUGAGCAAAGAGGAAUUUGUGGAAUUGAUGACUCGUGUGUCUAUUGGGGCAGGGCAGGUUAAUCCUGACCCGACGGAAGAACCUACAUCCCUUGGAAGAAGUUCAAUAGUACAUGCUACACAAAGAAGUCAGAAUCAAAAAAUUAAUCCCGUAACCCGGCCAGAACGCAUGCCAGGGACUUCAAAAGAAGUAGCCACUCAGAGGAGUGACGUACGUGGAUAUGAUCUAGCUUUGCAACCCAAGUUCACGUCCUAUCCAGCCCUCUACAUUCGGGGUGCCAACGUUGUAUAUGUCAGUCUCUACGAAAACUUGAAGUAA
Messenger RNA from Rodentolepis nana, 1203 nucleotides. NCBI's taxonomy places the organism in Eukaryota, Metazoa, Platyhelminthes, Cestoda, Cyclophyllidea, Hymenolepididae. The record is from the annotation of a GenBank genome assembly.